GGGUCCUCACCUCUCUGGGCAGCUACAACAAGUACAACAACAACUGUUACAAGGAUUGCGUGGCACUCUGCAUUCUCAACAGUGCCACCAGCAUCUUUGCUGGAUUCGCCGUCUUCUCCGUGCUGGGAUUCAUGGCUCACACAUUGGACGUGGACAUGAAUGAAGUUGUUAAAGGAGGACCUGGUCUGGCUUUCAUUGCCUAUCCCAAAGCCGUGUCCCUGCUACCAGGGGCCCAGUUCUGGGCCGUCCUCUUCUUUCUUAUGGUUAUCUUACUGGGUCUGGACAGCCAGUUUGUGUGUGUAGAGAGCUUGGCCACAUCCAUCACUGACAUGUUCCCUGGUGUACUGCGGAGGCCUGGCCGGAGAGAGAUCUUAGUACUAGUCAUCGCUGUAGUCUGCUUCCUACUGGGUCUGCCUCUCAUCACGGAGAAUGGGAUAGUCCUCUUUCAGUUGAUUGACUCGUAUGGACCCAGUGGGACCAGUCUGCUGUUCAUUGCAUGUUUUGAGUGCAUCGCCGUCGCCUGGGUCUACGGUGCGAACCGUUUCCUUGACAACAUUGAAGACAUGAUAGGCUACCAUCCUUUCCCUUCGGUGCUGAAGUACUGCUGGCUGUUUGUGACACCACUCAUCUGUGGGAUCACCCUGGUGUAUGACACACUGACCAGGUCAUCAACCAAUCUAAAUCUAGAGUACGCACCUGGGCCCUGGGCCUCCCGAGUGGCCUCUCUCCUCAUCCUCACCCCUCUGAUGUGUAUCCCUGUCUACAUUCUGCUGUGUCUGUGGAGGAAUCCUAAAGGGAUGACCACUGCGUCCAGUGACCUGCGCCAGGCACGGCCACACCAACCCAGACUCACCGUGUGUGAGCGUGUCAUUAUCGAGGGACAAGAGAAACCCCCCAGGAACGCAGGGGAUCGGGAUGAGAAGCUGGCCAUGGAGGAGAUCAGUGGAGUCUAGUGUUGAUGACAUCAUAGAACCUCGACCGUCAGGGUGCCGGACUGCCUGGUUGGUCUAUGGGUUGUAUUCAUUAUGGCGUCAGGUAGCCUAGCGGUUAAGAGUGUUGUGCCAGUAACCGAAAGGUCAACUGGUUCGAAUCCCCUAGCCAAAAAGGUAAAAAAUCUGAUGCGCCCUUGAGCAAGGCACUUAACCUUAAUUGUUCCUGUAAGUUGCUCUGGAUAAAAAUGUCUGCUAAAUAACUAAAAUGCUAAAAUUUGCCACCAAACGGAAGAAAAAGGACUGAAAAAGGAGGGACAACUUGAACUUGUUCAAUAAAAAAUAAACAAAUUUUCUAUGAAAUGCUUCGCUAUGCUCUAAUACAGGGGUGUCAAAGUCAAAUGGACGGAGGGCCAAAUAAAAAAUUUAGCUACAAGCCGAGGGCCGGACUGUUCGAAUGUUCAUUGAAAAAUUUUUAAAUGACGCAUAUAGUCUAGUGAACCUAAUUGAACCUACUGAAAACCUAACAAAUAUAUUCCAAUAU
Messenger RNA from Oncorhynchus masou masou (cherry salmon), 1473 nucleotides. RefSeq names its product sodium- and chloride-dependent GABA transporter 3-like. The record is from RefSeq and is a predicted model, not a curated record. The annotation marks the transcript as partial. Gene Ontology annotation, molecular function: gamma-aminobutyric acid:sodium:chloride symporter activity. Gene Ontology annotation, biological process: sodium ion transmembrane transport. The transcript has 8 exons. Lineage: Eukaryota; Metazoa; Chordata; Actinopteri; Salmoniformes; Salmonidae. Gene Ontology annotation, cellular component: plasma membrane.